This is a messenger RNA of Prinia subflava (tawny-flanked prinia), 5044 nucleotides long. RefSeq names its product NK6 homeobox 3 (gene NKX6-3). Gene Ontology annotation, molecular function: RNA polymerase II cis-regulatory region sequence-specific DNA binding; DNA-binding transcription factor activity, RNA polymerase II-specific. Lineage: Eukaryota; Metazoa; Chordata; Aves; Passeriformes; Cisticolidae. The record is from RefSeq and is a predicted model, not a curated record. Bases 2 to 784 code for a protein of 260 amino acids. Gene Ontology annotation, biological process: regulation of transcription by RNA polymerase II; cell differentiation. Gene Ontology annotation, cellular component: nucleus. The transcript is spliced from 3 exons.
CAUGGAUGCCAACCUGCCAGGCACCUUUCUGCUCAACGGCCCCUCGCUGGGCCCCUUCCCCGAGGCCAAGGCGCCUGUUUGCCAGUACUCAGUGCAGAGCUCCUUCUACAAGCUGGGACCCCCAGGACUGGGUGCCCAGCUGGCGGCUGGCACCCCCCACGGCAUCUCCGACAUCCUCGGCCGGCCAGCGGCGACACCGAACAGCGGUCUCCUCCCUGGCUACCCCCACGCGGGCGGAUUUAACGGACUGAGUUCCCCGGGCGUCUAUUACGGGCCCCAGGUGGGAGCCCUCCCCAAGGCUGGUGGCGAUUACCUGCCGCGGGGACGGAGCUGCUGGGCGGAGGCGGCCCCGGAGUGGCGGGGCGGCCGGCAGUGCGGCGGCACCCCUGCUCACUUGGCUGACAGCAUCCACAAGAAGAAGCACACACGCCCAACCUUCACGGGACACCAGAUCUUUGCUCUGGAGAAGACUUUUGAGCAGACCAAGUACCUGGCGGGUCCGGAAAGAGCACGGCUGGCCUAUUCUCUUGGCAUGACUGAGUCUCAGGUGAAGGUCUGGUUCCAGAACCGACGGACCAAAUGGAGGAAGAAGAGUGCCCUGGAGCCCUCCUCAUCCUCGCAGCGGGCGGGGGGCUCUGGCGGAGAGCGGGCGGCCUCUGAGACCGAGGACGAUGAGUACAACAAGCCCCUGGACCCAGACUCGGAUGACGAGAAGAUCCGGCUGCUGCUGAGGAAGCACCGUGCGGCCUUCUCAAUGCUGGGCUUGGGCACGCACAGCGGCUGAGCUCCAGCACAGCUGCCCCUCUGCGUGGGGGGGCGACUGGCCCAGCCACCUGCACCCUGCUGGGGGGGUGACACCCGUCACUUGCAGGUGCCUGGAUGUUGGGAUGGGGUGGCUGACAGCUGGAGGGGGAGCAUGGCUUGCAGGGCUGGGAGCAGCACUCAUGUUAGUGUCAGGUGCAGCCGUGUUAUCGGCAUUGAUGAAAUAAAGGUCCCAGUCAAGUCCCAGCACUUGUUUCGUGGGCAUGUGGCUGAGGGUGGCGCUGUGACGCUGGGCCAGAGAAGGGUUGGGGAUAGGAUGUAUGGGGCAGGGUCUUCAUGCCAAGCAGGGGAAGGGUCCAUGCUGUGGUCCUGCAUGUGGGGCAGGAAGUGCCCUGGAGAUUUUCCCAGGGUUUUCUCUGGUUUGGGCAUGUACCAGCAGCAGGAGCUGCUGGUUCAAAAGUCACUCAUUGGGGCCUCUUAUUGGAAGCUCUUAGCAGCAAAUAAAUAUCAUUUAUCUUAACAGUGUGAGUGAGAGCCCAUUCACCUGUCGGGGCUGCAGGAUUGAUGUGGCAUCAAUAGCCUCUGUGUGUUUGCUUGCCAACCUGUUGGGUCCCCCCUGCUCUGUGCCGCACCCCUGUGCAAUGGGAGCAGUGCAUACAGAUGUGUGUGUGCACGUGGGUCUGCACACCCCCUGUUCUGGCUCCCCAUGGCUCACCAGUGGCAUGCCAGCUGUGGGUGCUGUGCAGGGCCAGCUGUCCUUACCUGCUUAGGGCGCCACAGGAGCUCCAGCUGGCACAGGCACAGCACUGAAGGCCAGGCAAGCUUGGCAGUUGUUCAGCCAAGAGCCAACUAAGUGCCAGCCAGGUGUGAGCAAAUACGUGAGCUGUGUCUUGCAAGGAAAUCGAUAACAGAUAAGGUGCUGCCAGCCUAUCAGGCACUGAUUAGCAGCAUGGCACAGGCACAGAAGGGGUAGGAAUGGGGCUGGUGAAGGGAUGCUCUUCCCUGCAGCUGCAGGCAGUACCUGCAAUGGGCUGGUGCCUGAGUCCAUGCCUGGGGUAGCUGAAGCUCCUGAAUGACAGUGGCCCUGAGCACGAGCCUUGUGUGGGGCUGCAGAUCAUCACUGCAACCUGCCAAGGCCCACACUUGGCUUAAAGCCCUCUCCAGUCUCUCACUGGGCUGUGGGCACUUUGCAAGGAGACCUGACUGCUCAGUGCCACUUUUCCAGCACUUAGGGGACUACUGUCCCCACAUAGGUCCCUGUCCAGCCCCUGCAGUGAGCAUGGGGAUUGUAAUGCUCCCCCCUCGGCCAUGCAGCCCCUUCCCUUCCUCCAUGGGACAGGUGCUGGGCCAGGAUGGCAGGUCCCAUGGAAGCACAGCACACGGGGCUGAUGGCAGGGCCAGAAGAGACACAUCACUGUCUGUGGACAGAGCCAGCGCCCAGCGGGAGCAGCUCCCACAUGGUGGGAGAAGUGAAGGGCUGCUGGUGGGAUAUUUUUUUAACAUUUUCUAAGCUGCCCAGCUUGGCUGACAAUUUUUAAUGUACUAACUGCCUGGUCCAGUGAGCUGAUUAAUUGGUGCUGUGGAGAUCAAUACAAAACAGAAAAUUAAAACAAUUUUAAAGUGAUUAAGUAGUUUAACACCUGUCUGAUGCCACGUCAGGGCUGGGAGACAAAUAAAGCAGGUGGCAAAGGGCCUGCUAUAGCCAGGGAGAGUGACAAAUGGCUGCUGCAGCCUGGCUGCCCCAUGCAUCCCCACAUUGAGACAGGGCCCCAAGCAGUGCUGAUCCAUGCAGGGCCCCAGCCUGGUAGCCAGGACUGACUCCCUCUCCUCCCUGUGUUGCUCACUGUGGCUCCUGCCUUCCCACUGGCCACUCGCUGCUGCAGCAGAGUGGUGCCCCAUCAGGGCUGGGAUCUCGACAGGAUCAGUCAGCAGUGAGCACUAGCUCUGCCCACCCCGUGCCUGGUGCCAGGCAGGUUCAGGCUGCACGGACAGAGCUGGGAGCCAGCUGCGCUGGGGCUGUGAGCACCGGCAGACCAGCCUGGCAGGCAGAUGGAUAGCAGCCCCACUUCAAUUCUGCAUCCCUUUUCUCCCAGACAAACCCCGUCGGAUUUUCAUAAAUCAAAGCGCCACACUGUUUAAUAAAAAUUUAUUGACUUACAAGUGAUUAUUUAUCAAAAGGCCAUUAAUAGCAGCUCCAGGAAUGAUGUGCUACUGGGUGGUGCGUGGAGACUAAUAGCAAAUCAAUGCCAGCAUCCGGGCAGAAUGCAUAUGAGGACUCCUGGCCCCAGUGGGGUGCACGGCUGCUGCAGCCAGAGCCAGCAGCCCCUACCCCAUGGGCCGCCCAGUGCUCCCCCCCGGUUAUUUAUCGCUUACAAAUGAAAUGAUCGAUACUUUUAAUCUAGAGCUAAAUUUAUUAACUUUCUCAUCGGAGAGAGACAUAUUGACUGGGGGCAUGGGGUGGGAGAGCCAAGGAAAGAUGGAUGUAUGCCUCCUAACCUGUCCUGCCAGCUCCUUGCCUGCUGUGAGGCAUCCUGAAAGCUGCUGGGGAUGGUCCCCAGGCAGGGGACCCAGUUGCAGGCAGACUUGAGGGCACCUGCAGCUGGGUCCAAGCAUCUGAGGACAUGGCAAAAGUGUGGGGGAGCUCUUCAGCAGUGCCUGAAGGGAAUGUCCGUCCCACCCCCAGAGAGGAGAGCUCUGGGGCCACAGCCCUUGGCAGGGCUCAAGAGCAGCUGCUGAAUGGGGAGAAGUGGAGAGCCUGGAGACCCAGUGCUCAGCAGGCAGCAAUGUCCAUGUCCCUAGCAGUUGUGUCCCCAGCUGCAGCUCUGCACACAGGGAAGGGCCAUCCACAGUAGCCAGCGAGAACGGCACUGCCUCGGCAACCCACGGCUCGCUGUGGCUCCCUCCAGGGCUCGCCAGACCACUGUGUGCUGCAGAGCUCUUCAUCCAAAUGGCCCUUGAGCUUGCAGCCAGAGCAGCAAAGUUCCAUCAGGCAAACAACAACAAGAAAAGUGCAGGAAAAUUCAGAUUUAAGGCCACUUACACAGAACAGCUGUCCUCACCUGACAUAGCAGAUGCCCUCCCCAACAAACAACACUUGAGGUACAAAGGAGGCACUUAGGUAACUGCCUUCUCCAGAGCACUAGAAAAUGUAAGCAAGCUUCAGCAGGUUAGCAGUGAAAAGCUCUUGGUUGUAAGAGCAGAGAACCUAGUCUAAGUGAUCAAGUUUGUAGGAAUAUAAGGAAAACGGGAACGUAAAUGGGACAAAUGCUCAAAUGCAAGUUGUUUUACUGAAUGAUUGACUUGCAGAACAGAAAGGGGCACCACCUCCAGCACCAGGUUUCAGUUUUCUUGCAACAAGUUGAUACUAUUCUUGUGUGUGCAUGACAAGGUCAGACGCCACUGUUUCCCUCAGGAGACAUUUGAAAAGGGGUUUGCUGCCUUAGCCAUGAAGUCUUGGGCUCUCCUACACACCCUAAGCUCCCACUAUAGCAUGUACAGAUUCCUCAGGAGCCCCACCUGCCACUCCAGUGACACCUGGCAUCCCACAGCACCAGUGGACAGAGGGAGGUUUCCAAGGAGUAUGAUCCUUGCUGCACCAGGAGUAGCAAAGAGGCUGUUACUCAGACAUUCUAAAAGCAACAGUCUGGGUUGAGAUGCAAAAGAAAAAGAUUUCUCCUGGAAGUGGAUCUGGAAAUGGCCUGAGAGGCCACAAUCUGCUCCUAAGGGGUUUAAGGCCUCACACACGAGGGGCGCAGGCUCAUGAGAAUUCCCUUGGUUGUCAAGGCAGCCAGUUUCAGCACAGCUCACCAGCUUUUGUGCUGUGGGAGACUUGUGACUGACACACAUGCACGUCACACCAGUCCUUCCCUGGGGCUGGACACACCAGAUGGAAGCACAUGACACCAUAAGAGUUUCAUUUAAUAGUGCCCCUGCAAGGGGCUUCACUGUAACAGUAACAAGAAGGCAUCUUUGCCAUGAGCUGCCAAAGGCCUAGAGACUCCGGGCAGCAAUAGUGGCUCCGGGAAACAACAGCCAGAGGACGAAAGAGCGAGUCCAAGCAGCUCUGGAAUAGCCCAAGUCCAAAGGUUCAGAGUUGCUCCAGACAAGCCCUGGUCGGUGCUGGAGGCAGGGGGCUGUGGCCAGCCCUAGUGGCAGUGCUAGAGGCAGCAGACUCAGGAGCGGCUCCGGUCUUCAUGGCUGCCUACAAUCAUUUUGCUGUAGAGCUUCUGUUGCUCCUCUUUGAACGCGUCUUUCACCUUCUCCCUUUUCAGCCCUCCAUCCC